CAGGAGGUCGUGGUGAAACACCGCUCGAGUCACCGCACGUAGCCCGCGGCGCCGACGUUUGCGUGCGCGUGCUCGUGUGCGCGCUCACGGGGGCUAUUGUGUUUUUUUAAUCAACAAGGAGACCGCCGUGGCCAGCGCGGGUAACCGAGCCUGCCGGAGCCGAGCGACCACCCCGGGGGACCGAUAGAACCAUGGCGGACGAGCAAGAAAUAAUGUGCAAACUGGAGAACAUCUUGGAAAUACGGAACAAGACCAUCCAGAUGCAAAAGAUCAAGUCUCGUCUGAAGGUUGAGUUCGAGGCUCUGGAGUCUGAGGAGAAGCAUCUCAAGGAGUACAAACAGGAGAUGGAUCUGCUCCUGCAAGAGAAAAUGGCCCACGUGGAGGAGCUGCGGCUCAUCCAUGCAGAUAUCAAUGUGAUGGAGAGCACCAUCAAGCAGUCGGAGAACGACCUGAAUAAGCUGCUAGAAACCACUCGCCGGCUGCACGAUGAGUACAAACCUCUGAAGGAACACGUUGAUGCCCUCAGGAUGACUUUAGGCCUACACAGACUUCCUAAUCUCAACGAAGAAGAGGAGAAGCUUUCUCUGGACUACUUUGAGAAGCAGAAAGCGGAGUGGCAGAAGGAGCCACAUGAGCCUGCCAUCCCAGAAUCUCUUGCUGCGGCUGCAGCGGCAGCACAGCAGCUUCAGGUGUCCAGGAAGCAAGAUGCCCGUCAGACGGCCACCUUCCGACAGCAGCCUCCACCCAUGAAGGCUUGUCUGUCCUGCCACCAGCAGAUCCAUCGUAAUGCUCCCAUCUGCCCAUUGUGCAAAGCCAAAAGCCGCUCCCGCAACCCGAAGAAGCCCAAGAGGAAGCCAGAUGAGUAGAUCCCACUCCACCGUCAGCUCCUGCAGGGUUUAAAGGGAACUGCUCGGCCAUGUUCAUUACAAAUAUAUGGCUGAAAUAAGAGAUCUGUGCGUCAGGACAAAUUUAACAGCAACUGGUUCUUAGUAACUUGUUCAUAAGUCAUCAACUGAUGGAGGACUGAUAAUUUCAUUGUGUUGUUUGUUUUUAUUAGUGCUUUGGAUGUGUUUGUAUGUAGCUGUAUGACUUCCAUCGUAGGUUUACUAGCCCCUAAACAUUGUACCUGCAAUAAUGCAAAAAUGAACUGGAUAAAAAAGUCCUAAUAAUUUCAUCCAUGUUGCUGUUGUCCAUCGCCACAUAUAUAUAUCGUACUGUACUUCCUCAUUUCUAAUGCAUGCGCCUUCCAUGACUGUCUGUUGUGUAUUAUUUGUGCCAAUAUAAAGUCUAAUAGGUUUAUUAGCUAAGUUAAUAAAACAUGUUGUUGUUUUAAUGUUUACAGUGUUUAAGUGACCAGAAACUGGACAUAAAAAGGCCAGGCUCAUGAAUAGUGUUGUGUUUAACUUUAAUACAGUGAUAAAAAAAUUAAAUGGCUGUUUUGUA
Scophthalmus maximus (turbot) is the source of this 1443-nucleotide messenger RNA. RefSeq names its product zinc finger, C4H2 domain containing (gene zc4h2). Gene Ontology annotation, biological process: positive regulation of neuron differentiation. NCBI's taxonomy places the organism in Eukaryota, Metazoa, Chordata, Actinopteri, Pleuronectiformes, Scophthalmidae. The transcript has 5 exons. The coding region runs from base 192 to 866 and encodes 224 amino acids. The record is from RefSeq and is a predicted model, not a curated record. Gene Ontology annotation, cellular component: nucleus.